CAGUGGCAGGCAACCAGCUCGGGCGUGUCCUUCCUCCUCCGUCUCCAUCUUGGCCCAACCGAGCCCAAACCUCUCCCCUUUUCUCCGUCCUCUCCUAGUCCACACGGCAGACGCCGCCGCCGGGGGAGAGGAGGGGAGGGGAUCGGCUCCAAGGGAACAGGCGAGAUGGCAAUCCUGUACGCGCUGGUGGCGCGCGGCACGGUGGUGCUGGCGGAGCACAGCGCGGCAGCCACCAACGCGGGCGCCAUCGCGCGCCAGGUCCUCGAGCGCCUCCCCGACGGCGGCGCCGACAGCCACGUCUCCUACACGCAGGACCGCUACGUCUUCCACGCCAAGCGCACCGACGGCAUCACCGCGCUCUGCAUGGCCGACGACGCCGCCGGAAGACGGAUUCCCUUCGCAUUUUUGGAGGAUAUUCAUGGAAGGUUUGUCAAGACAUAUGGCCGGGCUGCGCUAACCGCUCUUGCAUAUGCAAUGAAUGAUGAAUUCUCAAGGGUCUUGAGCCAGCAAAUGGAUUACUAUUCAAAUGACCCUAGUGCAGAUAGAAUAAACCGCAUGAGAGGUGAAAUCAAUCAGGUCCGUAGUGUUAUGAUUGAUAACAUUGAUAAGGUUCUUGAAAGAGGUGAUCGUUUGGAACUGCUGGUUGACAAGACUGCAAAUAUGCAAGGAAAUACAGUUCGAUUCAAGAGACAAGCUCGGCGGUUCAGAAACACUGUUUGGUGGAGAAAUGUCAAACUCACGGCCGCAUUGAUACUUCUCCUCCUGGUAAUAAUAUAUGUCGUUCUAGUCUUCGUGUGCCAUGGUUUCACCCUACCAACUUGCAUAAGGUAAGGCAUGAUGUGCACAUAGUGCUUUUUGCUGUGCAUGUUUGUGCCUAUCACCGGGGUCCGGGGGGCAGCAGCCAUUGCAAUUGUUUCUUGUGUAGAGGAAAGCUACAUAUUAUGAUGUGAUUGUGAGAACUCAAUUAAAGAUAUGAACUUAACAUAAAAAGUGCUUCUUGUGGGUUUGGCUAUGACCUUGUAGGUCUAUGAGAAUUCGGUGUUUGGAUUGGUGUUUAUUUGUGGCUAUUCUUGUGUCUGUACAUGAAUUCAGUUACGACGAGUAUUUUAUGGCUAUGCUAAUGUAAUAUUCUUGAAA
Messenger RNA from Zea mays, 1137 nucleotides. RefSeq lists its product as uncharacterized. Gene Ontology annotation, biological process: vesicle-mediated transport. The transcript has 4 exons. Lineage: Eukaryota; Viridiplantae; Streptophyta; Magnoliopsida; Poales; Poaceae. Bases 166 to 831 code for a protein of 221 amino acids. The record is from RefSeq and is marked validated. Gene Ontology annotation, cellular component: membrane.